Messenger RNA from Cladophialophora psammophila CBS 110553, 1629 nucleotides. RefSeq lists its product as uncharacterized. Lineage: Eukaryota; Fungi; Ascomycota; Eurotiomycetes; Chaetothyriales; Herpotrichiellaceae. Gene Ontology annotation, molecular function: hydrolase activity, hydrolyzing O-glycosyl compounds. The record is from RefSeq and is a predicted model, not a curated record. The transcript has a single exon. Bases 1 to 1629 code for a protein of 542 amino acids. Gene Ontology annotation, biological process: carbohydrate metabolic process.
AUGCCACUCAAUGUGCCGAUUACCAUUCAUGGGGACAAGAAGCUGGGACGAUUUAAACCGAUAUACAGAUUCUUCGGGUGUGACGAGCCCAAUUAUGUCUACAUGAAAGACGGCGAAAAGUUGAUCCGGAAAUUGGGAAAACUUGGAAAUGACCAAGUCUAUUUCCGGGUACACAACCAGUUCACCACUGGCAAGGGGGUCCAUGCCUUGAAAUGGGGAAGCACGAACGUUUACACCGAAGAUGAACAUGGAAACCCCAUCUACGACUGGACUAUCAUCGACAAGAUCUACGAUACCUGGCUGUCUCGAAAUAUCAAGCCUUACGUCCAGUUUGGUUUCAUGCCUGAGGCUAUGUCCACCAAUCCCCAGCCGUAUCAGCACUCAUGGACACCGACGGCUUCGUACAAAGAAGUCUUCACUGGCUGGACAUAUCCUCCCAAAGAUUACGAGAAAUGGGGAGAGCUUGUGUAUCAGUGGACGAAGCAUGUGGUUGACAAGUAUGGCAAAGCCGAAGCAGAGAGUUGGUACUGGGAGACCUGGAACGAGCCCAAUAUCGGCUACUGGCAAGGAACCCAUGAAGAGUUCUGCAAGCUCUACGACUACACGGUCGAAAAUGUGAGGAAGGCAUUGCCCACGGCAAUCGUGGGUGGUCCUGAGACAGCCGAUGGCGGACCGGACUAUCUUCGCAAAUUCUUUGAGCACUGCCUGCGAGGCCAGAACUAUGUCACUGGGAAGACAGGCUCUCCCCUCGAUUUCACUUCGUUUCAUGCGAAAGGGAAGCCCGAGUUCAUUGAACAGUCUCAGCAUGUUCGCAUGAAUGUCGGUCGCCAGCUCCGUAUUAUCGACGAGUCUUUCGGCGUCAUUGCAGAGUUUCCAGAACUCAAAGACAAGCCUAUCGUUAUUGGCGAAUCCGACCCUGAAGGUGCCGCAGCCGCUCAGGGUCCGCAGCUCGGAUACAGAAAUGGGACCAUGUAUUCAUCAUACACCGCAGCUAGUUUUAUUCGAAAACAAGACCUUGCAGCCAAGAAAGGCGUGAAUCUCGAGGGGGCUCUGACCUGGGCUUUCGAGUUUGAGAAUCAACCAUAUUUUGCUGGAUUUCGAGUUCUCGCAACCAACGAUAUCGAUCUGCCUGUUCUCAAUGUGUUCAGGAUGUUUGCAAAGAUGGGCGGGUCACGUCUUGAGACAAAAAGCGAUGCACAAAUCUCGUUGGAAAGCAUUCUCGAAAACAGUGUGCGAGAAAGAUCCGAUAUCGGGGCUGCAGCAACCUUGGAUGAGGGCAAGCUCAGCGUCUUCGUCUGGCACUAUCAUGAUGACGAUCUACCAGGUGAGGCGGCAAAAGUUGACAUCUCUCUGCAGGGGCUGGAAUGGAAUCCAACCCACGGCGGCAAAAUGAGACACUAUCGAAUUGACGAGCACCACAGUAAUGCAUACACAAAGUGGAAAUCGUUGGGUUCUCCACAACAACCGUCUGAGGAAGAAUACAAGCAACUGUCCGAGGCUGCCAAAUUGGCGACACUGGAGGAAGAAGAAACUGAAAUUGGCACGAGAGGCUCCGGUACAACAUUGUCAUUCUCACUGCCUCGGCAAGGAGUGUCUUUGAUUAUACUAGAAGGAGUGUCCGGGGGAUGA